Messenger RNA from Lotus japonicus, 336 nucleotides. RefSeq lists its product as uncharacterized. Bases 1 to 336 code for a protein of 111 amino acids. The transcript has 2 exons. NCBI's taxonomy places the organism in Eukaryota, Viridiplantae, Streptophyta, Magnoliopsida, Fabales, Fabaceae. The record is from RefSeq and is a predicted model, not a curated record.
AUGACAACGGUGGUGGUAGUGGUGGUGGCGAUGUUGGAGGUGGAGGUGUUGGAGAGUGGUGGUACCUGCGGUGAUGGUUGUGGCUUGGAGGUGUUGGAUGGUGGUGGUGGUGCCGGUGACGGGUGGUGGCAUUGGAGGGUGGUGGUGCCGAUGGUGGGUGUGGUGACGGCGACAGUGGUGGUGGUCGUGGGGAAGAUUGGGGUGGUACUGGUGGAGGGUGGAGGUGGUGGUAGCAGUUGUGAUCGUGGUGAAGGUGGUUGUGGUGGUGGUGGAGGGUGUGGUGGUGGCUGUGGAGAAGAUGGUGGUGGUGGUGGUGAUGGUACUGGUGAAAGAUAA